This is a messenger RNA of Emericellopsis atlantica, 894 nucleotides long. RefSeq lists its product as uncharacterized. NCBI's taxonomy places the organism in Eukaryota, Fungi, Ascomycota, Sordariomycetes, Hypocreales, Bionectriaceae. The coding region runs from base 148 to 543 and encodes 131 amino acids. The record is from RefSeq and is a predicted model, not a curated record. The transcript has a single exon.
ACAAAACUAAAGAUAUUCAAGAUUGAUGUACAGUGCGGCGUUCGAAUAAAGAGUCAAAACCCACCGCUCGCAGCAUCCAGCUCAGCUCCCUAGAGAAAGACCAAUCUUGCGAACCUAUCCGAUUCACAACGACGCGUCUGCGCUACUAUGCAAACCACGAUGGCGAACCACGUCCCACCACCAUACUCAGGCCAGCCACGACGAUACCCUGGGCCAGUCAGCGCCGUCGUCGCACCCCAGGCGGCUCUAGCCAACAACGACUACGCGUUUCGCAUUUGCAUUGACACGUCCACAACUAUCCGCCAGGACAAGAACAUUGUCAAUAUUGCUGGGUCGGCAGCCGAGCAGGCCGCUGCCAUCGCCGAAGCUGUGACUGCAGCGAUGCACAGAAACAGCUCGGCAGAAUGUGGUAUUCCCAUGAUCGACGGAGAUGGCCACCCACGGCCCAUUGACGUCGAGAUAUCCGCAUGCCUCACUAUAGACGGGAGCGGCAACUUCGUGGGCGAUGCCAAAAGCCUCGCCGGUGUUGGGCAACAGCAGUAAGAGUCGGAAGGGCACGAGGGACAGUAACGGGAGCGUUGGCGGUAGGAAGCCCAGACAGCCGCAAGACACCAACGCAGCGCCUCGGCCGUGGCAAUGUUUCUUAAGCCUACCCUAGACGGCGCAGCAACCAAGAUGUCUUUCCAUUCUCCCUUUUUUGAGACAUUCAGCAAGGCUCUGCUGUUCAGACGAAAACAUAAGUAAUACGAAUAUACCCCCACGACGAACUCUUCGUGACCGUGGAAGCCGACUACCACCGGCGUCUACUGCAACCGCGUUCGGGAAUACAACCUUUCUAAUUCAGAGCCGCUUCUACCGUUGAAAGCACAAAAUCUGCUUUUAACCACUGCACAA